Molecule: messenger RNA, 1788 nt
Organism: Penicillium maclennaniae
Lineage: Eukaryota; Fungi; Ascomycota; Eurotiomycetes; Eurotiales; Aspergillaceae
Product: beta-N-acetylhexosaminidase
Exons: 1
Coding region: 1-1788 (595 amino acids)
Biological process (GO): carbohydrate metabolic process; glycosaminoglycan metabolic process
Cellular component (GO): membrane
Molecular function (GO): beta-N-acetylhexosaminidase activity
Source: RefSeq, a predicted model, not a curated record
AUGAAGUUCUCCACCGUUCUCGGCGCGUUGGCGGCCUUGACCACGGUUUCCGCCGUGAAGGUGAACCCACUUCCCGCUCCCCGCAACAUCACUUGGGGCACUUCAGGAGCCAUCCCCGUCAAACAGCUUAAGCUGCACACCGACUCCCAUGGUGCACCGUACGCUACCCUCAACCUCGCCUGGGAGCGCGCCUGGGAUUCCAUUAUCACUCUUCAAUGGGUCCCCGCUGCCAUUGAAGCUCCGAUCCCUCACUUCCAGCCUUUCCCCACCGGUUCAGCCACCAAGCGCGCCGCAGCCAAAGCCAUCAACACUGUGCAAGUCACCGUGGUUGACGCCAACGCCGAUCUACAGCAUGGAGUCGACGAGUCAUACACACUAGAGGUCACAAAUUCGGGUGGCUCUGUCGAGAUUCAUGCUCAGACCAUCUGGGGCGCGAUGCACGCCUUUACCACUUUGCAACAGCUGAUCAUCUCCGACGGCCAGGGCGGAUUGAUCAUUGAGCAGCCGGUCGAGAUUCAGGACUCCCCUCUGUAUCCCUACCGUGGCAUCAUGAUGGACACAGGCCGAAACUUCAUCUCGGUCAGGAAGAUCCUCGAACAGAUCGAUGGUCUGGCUCUGUCGAAGAUGAAUGUCCUGCAUUGGCAUUUGGACGAUGCGCAGUCAUGGCCGAUGCAAAUGCGCAUCUAUCCCGAGAUGACCAAGGACGCCUACUCUGCCCGCGAGCAAUACUCGCGCUCCGACAUGCUUCGAGUCAUUGCCUACGCGCGAUCCCGUGGUGUUCGUGUCAUUCCUGAGGUUGACAUGCCUGGCCACUCCGCCUCUGGCUGGCAACAGGUGGAUCCCGAGAUUGUCGCUUGCGCAAACUCCUGGUGGUCCAAUGAUAAUUGGCCAUUGCACACUGCUGUCGAGCCGAACCCGGGCCAGCUGGAUAUCAUCUACCCCAAGACCUACGAGGUCGUCAAGAAUGUGUACACGGAGCUCUCCGACAUUUUCCAAGACAACUGGUUCCACGUUGGUGCCGACGAGAUCCAGCCGGGUUGCUAUAAUUUCAGCACGCACGUCCAGGGCUGGCUCGCCGAGGACCCCUCACGCACCUACAACGAUCUCGCCCAAUACUGGGUCGACCACGCUAUUCCCAUUUUCCGCAGCUCCGGCUCCAAUCGCCGAAUUAUGAUGUGGGAGGACAUUGCCCUGUCCGCCGAAGCCGCCCAUGAUGUUCCCAAGGACAUUGUCUUGCAAUCUUGGAACAACGGUCUCGAAAACAUCGCCAACCUCACAGCCCGCGGCUACGACGUCGUCGUCUCCUCUUCAGACUUCUUGUACCUUGACUGCGGCAAAGGAGGCUUCGUAACCAAUGACCCCCGCUACGACGUGAUGUCCAACCCCUCAGGCGACGUCACGUUCAACUACCAGGGCGCCGGUGGCUCCUGGUGCGCGCCCUAUAAAACCUGGCAACGCAUUUACGACUACGACUUUACCACCAAUCUCACGGCCACCCAAGCGAAGCACGUCCUCGGCGCCGAAGCACCCCUCUGGUCCGAGCAAGUGGACGAUGUGACCAUCUCCAGCGAGUUCUGGCCCCGCGCUGCUGCUCUCGCCGAGCUAGUUUGGUCUGGUAAUCGCGACAAGGACGGCCAGAAGCGUACGACCGAGUUGACUCAACGUUUGCUCAACUUCCGCGAGUAUCUCGUUGCGAACAACGUGAUGGCUGGCGUGCUUGUGCCGAAGUACUGUCUGCAACAUCCUCACGCUUGCGAUCUCUACUACAACCAGACUGUCAUCACAUAA